AUGGCCGACCAAAUGCAGGACGUCAACCCUGGCGAAACCUACGAGGAUCCCACCGAGGAGCAGCAAGAACACGCCGCCAUGACAAGACUUGUAAACCUAGAAACUCUUGUGCAACAACAAGCUGCCACCAUACAAAGACUCACGGGACAACUCCAAACACUGCAAGGCCAACAACAAGGACAACCACCAGUGAUGCAACCAGUGGUAAACCCCGUGGUUAACCUAGCCCCUGUGGCACGACAACGGGAGCCCGGAGAAAUCAUUAAACCAGCAUUGCCAGACAAGUUCGAAGGAGAGCCCAAGCAGAUUUAA
Trichoderma harzianum CBS 226.95 is the source of this 312-nucleotide messenger RNA. RefSeq lists its product as hypothetical. The record is from RefSeq and is a predicted model, not a curated record. NCBI's taxonomy places the organism in Eukaryota, Fungi, Ascomycota, Sordariomycetes, Hypocreales, Hypocreaceae. Bases 1 to 312 code for a protein of 103 amino acids. The transcript has a single exon.